UUCGCAUGUCCUGGAUCUUUUUAAAACGAGGACAAAACGUUAGCCUACUUUUUGUCAACGUCGUAUCCUGGUUCGUCCUGACAAGUUUUGUGACAUAUCGAGUUUGUGCGGAUCAUUUAUCAACUUAUAUUUUACUUAUUGUCUUAGUCAUGGCUCAAGAAUAUUUAACUGAAGAAGUAUUUGAUAGCUUUUUUGAAAGCAAGGAAGAUGGGGUAAUAGAACAGCUUACUGGAGGAAGUGCGGACUGUUCAAGAGAGGCUCAACCUAUUGCCGCCACUUUGAUUGACAUUUCAAAACAGUUUGAGGGUACACUGCAGAGAGCUCAGACCAGAGAAAUCGCAGAAGAGGUGUCCCGACAGUCGGUGAGUCCCUCUGACAUGAGAGACAUCAUCCACUCGGUGGUGAAGGGCUCCAAGUUCGUGAAAGAAGCCAUUCUCGUCGUCUUCCAUUUCUCCUAUGACACGUUGAAGUGUAAGUCAGGGUCAAGGUGGGAGAGGGUCCGCAACUUUUUCUCAGCCUGUAAGAACACCGUCUCCAAUGUCAUCACUAAAGUCGUCAACUUCGCUAAAGGAUGGAUGCCUGCUCUAAAAUUUGUCAUAAAACUGGCUUUGUUUAUUGCUAGUUUUUUUUAGAUAACUUCAUGUGUCCAGAUUUACAAUUUUCAAACUGUAGGUAGUGGUUCAAUCAAUAACAUUUUGGUUUAAGCUGAUUAUUUCUUUAAA
Messenger RNA from Physella acuta, 722 nucleotides. RefSeq lists its product as uncharacterized. The record is from RefSeq and is a predicted model, not a curated record. NCBI's taxonomy places the organism in Eukaryota, Metazoa, Mollusca, Gastropoda, Physidae.